Molecule: messenger RNA, 2126 nt
Organism: Myotis davidii
Lineage: Eukaryota; Metazoa; Chordata; Mammalia; Chiroptera; Vespertilionidae
Gene: ARIH2
Product: ariadne RBR E3 ubiquitin protein ligase 2
Exons: 16
Coding region: 456-1721 (421 amino acids)
Biological process (GO): ubiquitin-dependent protein catabolic process; positive regulation of proteasomal ubiquitin-dependent protein catabolic process; protein polyubiquitination
Cellular component (GO): ubiquitin ligase complex; cytoplasm
Molecular function (GO): zinc ion binding; ubiquitin protein ligase activity; ubiquitin conjugating enzyme binding
Source: RefSeq, a predicted model, not a curated record
UUUAAAAAAUAUAUAAAUAGAAUUCUCUCUUUUCAUUUUAGAUGGAAAUUAUAUGACAGAAUAUUUGGGUAACAUCUUCCUGAAAGAUCUUCAAGGACUACAGAAGACAAAAACACUAAUGCAUUUGAGAAAGUGGUAAAGUUGGGGGGGGAGGGGAAGAACCCUGCUUUCCUGAUUUGCAACUUGCCUGGAUGCUAAGAUGUCGGUGGACAUGAAUAGCCAGGGGUCUGACAGUAAUGAAGAGGACUAUGACCCAAAUUGUGAAGAAGAGGAAGAGGACGAGGACCCUGGGGACAUCGAGGACUAUUACGUGGGCGUAGCCAGCGACGUGGAGCAGCAGGGGGCCGAUGCCUUUGAUCCUGAGGAGUACCAGUUCACCUGCUUGACCUACAAGGAGUCAGAGGGCGCUCUCAAUGAGCACAUGACCAGCUUAGCCUCUGUCCUGAAGGCCGUUGAUGCUCACUGCCAUCAGCUGCAUCCUCCCUAUGGCACUGGUGUCCCAUUCAGUUGCUAAACUUAUAUUAGUUAAUUUCCACUGGCAAGUUGCAGAGAUAUUGGACAGAUACAAGUCUAACUCUGCUCAGCUGCUGGUUGAGGCUCGAGUUCAGCCCAGUCCAUCGAAACAUGUCCCCGCAGCCCAUCCCCCUCACCACUGCGCAGUGUGCAUGCAGUUUGUGCGGAAGGAACACCUACUCUCUCUGGCCUGUCAGCACCAGUUUUGCCGCAGCUGCUGGGAGCAGCACUGCUCAGUGCUUGUCAGAGACGGCGUGGGUGUGGGAGUCUCUUGCAUGGCUCAGGACUGCCCACUUCGAACACCAGAGGACUUUGUAUUUCCAUUAUUACCCAACGAAGAACUAAGAGACAAAUACAGGCGCUACCUCUUCAGGGACUAUGUGGAGAGUCAUUACCAGCUCCAGCUGUGCCCCGGUGCCGACUGCCCCAUGGUCAUCCAGGUACAAGAGCCCAGAGCUCGCCGCGUCCAGUGCAGUCGGUGCAGCGAGGUCUUCUGUUUCAAGUGUCGUCAGAUGUAUCACGCCCCCACAGACUGCGCCACCAUCCGGAAAUGGCUCACGAAGUGUGCAGACGACUCUGAGACGGCCAACUACAUUAGUGCUCACACGAAAGACUGUCCCAAGUGCAACAUCUGCAUCGAGAAGAACGGAGGCUGCAACCACAUGCAAUGCUCCAAGUGCAAACACGACUUCUGCUGGAUGUGCCUCGGGGAUUGGAAGACCCACGGCAGCGAGUACUACGAGUGCAGCCGGUACAAGGAAAACCCCGACAUCGUCAACCAGAGCCAGCAGGCCCAGGCCAGGGAGGCCCUCAAGAAGUACCUGUUCUACUUUGAGAGGUGGGAAAACCACAACAAGAGCCUGCAGCUGGAGGCACAGACGUACCAGCGGAUCCACGAGAAAAUCCAGGAGCGGGUCAUGAACAACCUGGGGACGUGGAUUGACUGGCAGUACCUGCAGAACGCUGCCAAGCUCUUGGCCAAGUGUCGCUACACCCUGCAGUACACGUACCCGUAUGCGUACUACAUGGAGUCUGGACCCAGGAAGAAGCUGUUUGAAUACCAGCAGGCUCAACUGGAGGCUGAGAUCGAAAACCUGUCCUGGAAAGUGGAGCGCGCGGACAGCUAUGACAGGGGGGACUUAGAAAACCAGAUGCACAUAGCAGAGCAGCGGAGGCGGACCCUGCUGAAGGAUUUCCACGACACCUAGGCUGCCCUUGGCGAGCACGAGGGAGGAAGAGGUGGCUGGAGCCCGCCGGCUGCUGUUCUGCAUGCUGCGGGCUCUGCCUCUCACGACCCCAGGCAGCAGCCAGGCCUACUCCUGAGAGACCCUGGCGCACACCUCAGUCCACUUCUGUUCUGUUUCAUCUUUCUUUUUUUUUCUCCUACGGUCGAGGCCCUGUUGAAUUGGCCUCUUCAGGAUUUGUAAUUCCCCCUGGACAGUUGUUGGGAGGGAGGGAACGUUUUUUUGAAUGACUAUUAAUAGUAUUAGCUCAUUACAACGUACGUGAUUUUCAAAGGUUGGAAAAAUGUACCAAAAAAAAACCAGAAAAAGGAAACCAACCAUAGAAUUACACAGAACCUUUUAAACAAAUAAAUUGGCAUUGGAGUGUUC